AUGAUCGGGUCCUUCGCCACGGGGGCCGCCGGGGACACCUACCGCAAGCGCGCCCGCAAAGUCGACUUCCCCGAGGAGGCGGUGGAGGUGCGGCAGCGAAUGGCCCAUGGCAGCGUCCCAGGGGUUUCGGAGCUGCGCUGGGUCUGCGGGAUUCUACUUCAGUUCCUUUUCACGAAUUAUUGGUCGGCGCAGGAGCGGCACAUUCAGCAGAUGGAGGCGUCUGCGGCCGCGGCCUCAAGCGAGGACGAGGCGGAGGAGGAGCCCAGGGCGCCUGCCAGCGUUGAGGAUAUGAGGGCGCUGCUGGAUAUGCUUAGCGCGAGCAGCGACGAGGACGCGGACGUGGACGUGCCCAGGCAGCCUACCGCGGUGUGUACGACGCCCACUCCUUCUAAGCUGCAAGGACCGCGUACGGACGUUGAGGGGUUCACCAAGAUCGGCCACUGGAUCAUCUCUUAA
Molecule: messenger RNA, 456 nt
Organism: Phytomonas sp. Hart1
Lineage: Eukaryota; Euglenozoa; Kinetoplastea; Trypanosomatida; Trypanosomatidae
Source: the annotation of a GenBank genome assembly